Messenger RNA from Myotis brandtii (Brandt's bat), 998 nucleotides. RefSeq names its product leukotriene B4 receptor 2-like. The transcript has 4 exons. Bases 447 to 998 code for a protein of 183 amino acids. The record is from RefSeq and is a predicted model, not a curated record. Lineage: Eukaryota; Metazoa; Chordata; Mammalia; Chiroptera; Vespertilionidae.
UACUGCCACCUACUGAAAAAUCCAUAAACUGCGCAUUAGGAAAAGGGAGGCGGGGCUGAGGGUGAGAUCAUGGGCAGGGCUUGGAGAAAUGGGAGGUGAGGCAGUGUGUCUGGGUGGGGCAUAGAAGAGGAUGGGUCCUGAUCCAUGGACCACCAGGAUCCCGUGGCAAGGAACUUCUUGCUUUCCUGCUCUUUCCUUCAUGGUCUAGGGGAGCAGUUGGCUCAACAUUUCCCUGAUUUAAUUCUGCAGAACUGCCUGCUUCAGCCACUCUGCAUUUCUCACUUUUCUCCUUUGGCCACUUAAUAGGCAUGAAGGAGAUGUGAAGGGGGAAGGGGGAGUGUCCUCUGAUGGCAUCAGGAAUUUAGCUUCCGGUGCUCCAUUCCCAUCCCUGAUUUCAGCUGCAGUUGUGCUGGACAGUUGUGUGGAAGCUCAGACUCUCACUGACAAUGAACUCACUUGAGUGCAAGUCUCUGCUUUCCUGCCCAGAAGUCUCGUUUGCAGCUUUGGCAGCUAGUCUGCCCCCUGGCAAGUGCAGGCUACAGGCACGGGACAGGAGUAGGCACCAAGACCUUUGCUGCUUUGCCUUUGCAGCCUCCCCAGGCCCCUUGCGGGCCCCCCACCCUGCUAGCUCGCAGCUGGCCCCCUGUAGGUACAGAAGGAUGACAGACUGCUACCGCCCCCCAGGGAACGAGACGCUGCUGAGCUCUCCGGCCUCACGGGCCACAGGCACGGCCUUCCUGCUGCUGGCGGCGCUGGCGGGCUCCAGCGUCAACCCAGUGCUCUACCUCUUCACCGCGGGGGAUCUGCUGCCCCGCGCGGGUCCCCGCUUCCUCACGCGGCUGUUUGAGGGCUCUGGGGAGGCCCGAGGAGGCGGCCGCUCCAGGGAGGGGACCAUGGAGCUCCGAACUACCCCUCGGCUCAGAGUGGUGGGGCUGGGCCUGGGCAACGGAGACCCGGGGGGCGGGGCGGCCAAGGACAGUCAGGAAUGGGGCCCUUGA